This is a messenger RNA of Aspergillus pseudonomiae, 1229 nucleotides long. Its product is annotated as NmrA/HSCARG family protein. Bases 1 to 918 code for a protein of 305 amino acids. The record is from RefSeq and is a predicted model, not a curated record. The transcript has 3 exons. NCBI's taxonomy places the organism in Eukaryota, Fungi, Ascomycota, Eurotiomycetes, Eurotiales, Aspergillaceae.
AUGUCCAAGCUUAUCACUGUCUUCGGUGCCACGGGCAACCAGGGCGGCUCCGUGAUCAACCACAUUCUGGCUGAUUCCCGGCUCUCCAAAGAGUUCAAGAUCCGAGGCAUCACCCGCGAUACCAGCAAGCCCGCCGCUCAGGAGCUGCAAAAGCGUGGAGUGGAGGUCGUCACGGCUGACCUGAACUCUGUCGAAUCCCUCCGCACAGCUCUCGACGGAUCCCAUACCAUCUUCCUAGUAACCAACUACUGGGAAUACGUUGACAAGGACACCGAAGUCACCCAGGGCAAGAAUGUCGCCGAUGUAGCCAAAGAACUCGGCGUCCAGCACCUGAUCUUCUCUUCUCUCGUCCACGUCACCGACUCCACUAAUGGACGACUCAGCCAUGUGCCCCAUUUCGAUGGCAAGGCUGAAAUAGAAAGAUACAUCCGUGCUUCGGGUGUCCCCUGCACUUUCGUUCUGGCGGGUUACUUUAUGCUUAAUUACCUACAGAUGCUGAGAAAGGGUGACGACGGCACCUAUCAGCUUUUCUAUCCGGUCAAUGGUGCUAAGGCCAAGUUUCCUUUGUUCGAUGCUGCGAGCGAUACCGGCCUUUUCGUCAAAGCGGUCAUUAAACAUGCUUCUGAGUUGAAUGGGAAGCAGGUUCUAGAAGCUGCUGGCUACUAUACCGCCGAAGAGAUUGUGAAAAUCUUUACUGAGGUAACGGGAAAGAAGGCUGUCUUUGUGUCGGUGUCCGCCGAUCAAUAUAAAGCGGUUCUCCCGCCGCCCGUGGCUCAGGAAUUCCUCGAGAAUCAUCUACUGAUUGAGUCGCCUGGGUAUUUUCUCGGACAAAGCUUGGAUGAGAGCUUGAAGCUGCUUGAUGCCGAACCAACUUCUUUCGCUGAUUUUGUUAAGAAGAAUGUGGAUGCUUGGCAGUAAACUUUUUACUGAGACUGAUUUUCAGUGCCGUCAAGUGGAUAUAUUUAAUAGCUCCUGUUCCCUAUCUCAGGAAAUCUAUGUUGCCCUAUCCUUUUCUAUUCAUAUAUGUUGUUGCACUUGGGUUAAGAUACCGAAGCUUUCGCAGGUAUGAAAACUUAAAAUCAUUGACUCAUGUAUUGAUUUGUAGUAUGCCAACCGCUAACACCCGGUCACUGUAUGGCUUUCUAACCUGAAUUAAACAUAUGACUGUUGCUAAGCCUUGUCAGAACGUCAUUAGAUCUAUGUAUUAGAAUCAAAUGCUAUGCCGUCAC